This is a messenger RNA of Phyllotreta striolata, 1227 nucleotides long. The record is from the annotation of a GenBank genome assembly. Lineage: Eukaryota; Metazoa; Arthropoda; Insecta; Coleoptera; Chrysomelidae.
AUGACUCAAUUUUUACCGCCGAACUUACUGGCGUUGUUCGCACCACGCGAUCCCAUCGCCUACCUGCCACCCGUUACUAAAUUACCGCACGAGAAGAAAAACCGGGGCUAUUUAGGCGUCGGCGAUUUCCUGGACAGUUUCGAGGAUCCCAAAGAUACCCCUCCGCCUACGAGGGUCGAAACUAGGGAAGAGAGGCUCGAGCGAAGGAGAAAAGAAAGGGCCGAACAGGUCGCCUAUAAAUUAGAACAAGAAAUCGCCGUGUGGGAUCCCGCUACUGCACCCAACACCACCAAUGAUCCGUUUAAAACGUUAUUCAUUGCCAGGAUCAAUUACGAUACUUCGGAAUCGAAGCUUCGUAGGGAAUUUGAAGUAUACGGUCCUAUAAAAAAGAUUGUUCUAAUUCACAAUAGCGUGAACGGUAAACCGAGGGGGUAUGCUUUUAUUGAAUACGAACACGAACGAGACAUGCACUCCGCAUACAAACACGCCGACGGCAAGAAAAUCGACGGGCGUCGCGUGUUGGUCGACGUCGAACGAGCCAGGACCGUCAAAGGAUGGCUACCCCGACGAUUAGGAGGCGGCCUGGGGGGCACGAGACGCGGCGGUCCCGACGUCAACAUCAAGCAUUCGGGUCGCGAGGACAACGAGCGCGAGCGCGAACGCUACCGGUUGGAGCGCGAGCGCGAAGAACGGGGCGCCGUGCGCGAGCGCGACAGAGAGCGGGAGAGGCCGGAGAGGGCGGGGCGCGAGAGGGAGUACGAGCGGCGGCGGAGCCGGUCGAGGGAGAGACGGCGCCGGAGCCGGUCGAGGUCGCCGCGACGCGAGAAGAGGCGGCGCAGCAAGGAGAAGGUGCGCGAGGAGAUUACGAUCGAGGACGAUUACGAUAGGAGAGAUAGGGAGAAGGAUAGGGAUAGAGAAAAGGAUAGGAAGCGUAGACGUUCGAAGUCCCGCGAUAAGGAUAGGGAAGCGCGGAAGAGGGAGCGCAGAGAGCGACGCGAAAAGGAGAAGAUCGAAAGGGUAGAAUUUAUCAAAACGGACGAUGGAAGCGAAAUGAUUCGUGUGAAAGAAGAACCUGUUGACGAUUACGAUUAUUCCAACUACCAACCGACGACUUACGAUGCUGGAAAGGUGAAAUACGAAGAUGAAGAAGAUCACAAGUACGAUCCGCACGAUACGAACGGUUCGAGACGAUUCGACGACGAUUACGAGGAAGGGGAGUAUAAUUAA